UUUGCUUUAUAAAGGGAAAGUGAAACUGUAGCUCAGUUGUUUAAUAGUUUUUGUUAACAAUGUACAGCUUUUGGUUCCUUCUCUGCGCUUUGUUGCUUUUACAGACCGCACAUGGUCAGCUGGCUAGUGAAUCGGAGGAGUUGGAAAUCGAAGGACGCACCAACUUCGAUGAUUAUCUGCGUGAAGUAAUGGAGUUUCUGCGCUUGCAAAUGCCUUGUGGCUAUGCGCCAGCAGGAAUUCCCCCACUAGUGCCUUUGUAUGCCCCCUAUAGAGAGGUAGAAUGGAUUACCAGCAAAUCGGAGAUUCGCGGCAACGUUACCGAGCUCACUGUCACCGGCCUCGAUGAAUUUGAUAUACGUGAACUCCAUUACAACAACUUACUUCGCAGAGUGCGUUACGAUUUGAAUUUCCCAGAGAUUCUCUUCACUGGUGACUAUAAAACUGAUAUUAUCACCAAGCUUUUCGGUCCCAAAGUGCACGUUUAUGGUGAUGGCGAACUGCAUUUGACUUUGAAGAAUUUGCGUAUCUAUGGUAGCUUCAUAGUGCGCCCUAAGGCCUCGGGCACAAUGAAAUUGACGAAAUUCAAAGCAACAACGGAACUUGGGGGUGUGGAAUCCGAAUUGACUGGAAUUAUGAAUAGCCCGACGAUGGCGAAAUUCUUCAAUGCUUGGAUUGAAGAGUUCAUAAAUCAGACAUUUAACGACAGUGAGAAGGAAGUUGACGCGGCUCUGCAACGUUGGUUCGUGCCACUGGCAACUAAAGCGCUGGAUGAAGUGUCAGUGAUUGGUUUAGUUGCCUUAAUGUUGGGCGUUAUUGAGGGUACACUACCGCAGGAGACUUUGUGUUAAAGAAGAAUUGGAAAUACUUGUUUUG
Molecule: messenger RNA, 873 nt
Organism: Anastrepha obliqua
Lineage: Eukaryota; Metazoa; Arthropoda; Insecta; Diptera; Tephritidae
Exons: 2
Coding region: 60-848 (262 amino acids)
Source: RefSeq, a predicted model, not a curated record